This is a messenger RNA of Sus scrofa (pig), 2030 nucleotides long. It is a transcript of the gene PTH1R, whose product is annotated as parathyroid hormone 1 receptor. Gene Ontology annotation, cellular component: plasma membrane. Lineage: Eukaryota; Metazoa; Chordata; Mammalia; Artiodactyla; Suidae. Gene Ontology annotation, molecular function: peptide hormone binding; parathyroid hormone receptor activity; G protein-coupled peptide receptor activity. Gene Ontology annotation, biological process: intracellular calcium ion homeostasis; cell surface receptor signaling pathway; adenylate cyclase-activating G protein-coupled receptor signaling pathway. The record is from RefSeq and is marked provisional.
CCUCUCAGGGCUAUCCAUGGCCUCCCCAUGGCCAAUUUGAGUCUCCUCUGUGACUCCAAACCCUACUUGGAAGGUCUUGUGGGCUCCAGGGCCGGCGGCGGCUGCAACCCCGAGGGACGGGGCCCUAGGCGGUGGCAAUGGGGGCCGCCCGGAUCGCGCCCGGCCUGGCGCUCCUGCUCUGCUGUCCGGUGCUCAGCUCGGCAUACGCGCUGGUGGAUGCAGAUGACGUCAUGACCAAAGAGGAGCAGAUCUUCCUGCUGCACCGUGCCCAGGCCCAAUGUGAGAAGCGGCUCAAAGAAGUCCUGCAGAGGCCAGCUGACAUAAUGGAAUCAGACAAAGGAUGGGCAUCUGCGCCCACAUCAGGGAAGCCCAGGAAAGAGAAGGCAUCUGGGAAGCUUUAUCCUGAGUCUGGGGAGGACACUGGUAGCAGGCACCAAGGGCGCCCCUGCCUGCCAGAGUGGGACCACAUCCUGUGCUGGCCGCUGGGGGCACCAGGUGAGGUGGUGGCCAUGCCCUGUCCCGACUACAUCUAUGACUUCAAUCAUAAAGGCCACGCCUACCGACGCUGUGACCGCAAUGGCAGCUGGGAGCUGGUUCCCGGGCACAACCGGACAUGGGCCAACUACAGCGAGUGUGUCAAGUUCCUGACCAAUGAGACUCGUGAACGGGAGGUGUUUGACCGCCUGGGCAUGAUCUACACCGUGGGCUACUCCGUCUCGCUGGCCUCCCUCACCGUGGCUGUCCUCAUUCUGGCCUACUUCAGGAGGCUGCACUGCACACGCAACUACAUCCACAUGCACUUGUUCCUGUCCUUCAUGCUGCGCGCUGUGAGCAUCUUCGUCAAGGACGCGGUGCUCUACUCGGGCGCCACGCUCGAUGAGGCUGAGCGCCUCACUGAGGAAGAGCUGCGCGCCAUUGCCCAGGCACCGCUGCCACCUGUCGCCGCCACCAGCUACGUGGGCUGCCGGGUUGCUGUGACCUUCUUCCUUUACUUCCUGGCCACCAACUACUACUGGAUUCUGGUGGAGGGGCUGUACCUGCACAGCCUCAUCUUCAUGGCCUUCUUCUCCGAGAAGAAGUACCUGUGGGGCUUUACAGUCUUCGGCUGGGGUCUGCCUGCCAUCUUCGUGGCUGUGUGGGUCAGUGUGAGAGCCACUCUGGCAAACACCGGGUGCUGGGACUUGAGCUCUGGGAACAAGAAGUGGAUCAUCCAGGUGCCCAUCCUGGCCUCCAUUGUGCUCAACUUCAUCCUCUUCAUCAACAUUGUCCGGGUCCUUGCCACCAAGCUGCGGGAGACCAACGCCGGCCGGUGUGACACGCGGCAGCAGUACCGGAAGCUGCUCAAAUCCACACUGGUGCUCAUGCCGCUCUUUGGCGUCCAUUACAUCGUCUUCAUGGCUACGCCAUACACUGAGGUCUCAGGGACGCUCUGGCAAGUCCAGAUGCACUACGAGAUGCUCUUCAACUCCUUCCAGGGAUUUUUUGUUGCCAUCAUAUACUGUUUCUGCAACGGCGAGGUACAGGCUGAAAUCAAGAAAUCCUGGAGCCGCUGGACAUUGGCACUGGACUUUAAGCGCAAGGCACGUAGUGGGAGCAGCAGCUACAGCUAUGGUCCGAUGGUGUCUCACACGAGUGUGACCAAUGUGGGGCCCCGCACGGGACUUGGCCUGCCCCUCAGCCCCCGCCUGCUGCCUGCCGCCACCACCAAUGGCCACCCCCAGCUGCCCUGCCACACCAAGCCAGAGACCCCAGCUCUCCAGACCACACCCCCUGUCGUGGCCGCUCCUAAGGACGAUGGGUUCCUCAACGGCUCCUGCUCAGGGUUGGAUGAGGAGGCCUCUGCACCAGAGAGGCCAUCUGUUCUGCUGCAGGAGGAGUGGGAGACAGUCAUGUGAUCGGGGACCCAAGGGUUGGACCUGUGGACAUAAGGGUGGACAGGCUGACCAAGAGACACGUGGUUGGACAGUUGCCUACUUAGGGCUGGGAGCUGGAGGACAAAACAGGAAAAAAAGAAAAUGAAAAAAAAAAAA